Belonocnema kinseyi is the source of this 2337-nucleotide messenger RNA. RefSeq names its product splicing factor 3B subunit 3-like (gene Sf3b3). Gene Ontology annotation, cellular component: nucleus; U2 snRNP. Gene Ontology annotation, biological process: mRNA splicing, via spliceosome. Lineage: Eukaryota; Metazoa; Arthropoda; Insecta; Hymenoptera; Cynipidae. The record is from RefSeq and is a predicted model, not a curated record. The coding region runs from base 1 to 1959 and encodes 652 amino acids. The transcript has 4 exons. Gene Ontology annotation, molecular function: protein binding; U2 snRNA binding.
AUGUGUCUUCAGACUGGACAACUAAACGAGUACACCGAAAGGAAGAAGAUGCCUUCGGAGGUAAUCUGCAUGGGAAUAGGAGCCGUUCCCGCUGGCGAAGUGCGUGCCCUCUUUCUCGCGGUGGGCCUCCAAGACAACACUGUACGAAUAUUGUCCCUCGACAACAAUGACUGCUUAUCGCCGAGAAGUAUGCAGGCACUGCCAGCCGCCGCGGAAAGUCUCUGUAUCGUUGAAAUGGGGAUGAAGGAUUCGGAUAAUUCGGAGGAUGCUGGGGCGCCCCAGCAGUCGAGUCUCUAUCUGAACAUUGGUCUGCAGAACGGUGUAUUGCUGCGAACCGUUUUGGAUCAGAUAUCGGGUGAUUUGGCCGACACGCGAACCCGAUAUCUAGGUUCUCGACCCGUCAAACUCUUUCGUAUUAAAAUGCAGGGCAGUCAGGCCGUGCUUGCAAUGAGCAGUCGUUCCUGGCUGAGUUAUUACUAUCAGAAUCGCUUCCACUUGACGCCACUCUCCUACGAGAGUCUGGAAUUUGCCUCAGGCUUCAGUUCCGAGCAGUGUCCCGAGGGCAUUGUCGCCAUCUCGACCAAUACUCUGAGAAUUUUGGCUCUCGAGAAAUUGGGCGCUGUCUUCAAUCAGGUGAGCUUUCCUCUUGAGUACACACCGCGAAAGUUUGUCAUUCACAAUGACUCGGCGCAUUUGCUCGUUCUCGAGACGGAGCACAAUGCUUACACGGAGGAGACGAAACAUCAGAGGCGGCUGCAAAUGGCGGAGGAGAUGCAGGAGGCUGCUGGUGCGGAAGAGGCGGCUGUUGCUCGAGAACUUGCCGAAGCUUUUCUCUCUGAGGAGUCGAACGAGGCGGUUUUUGGCGCGCCGCGAGCAGGCCCGGGUCUCUGGGCUUCGCUGAUUCGCAUCAUUGCACCGACCACAGGCGAGACAUUUGAGACUUAUCGGCUGAAACAGAAUUUGGCGGCGUUGAGUUUGGCGAUGGUGAAAUUUGGGAAUCAGGGCGAUCAGCAGUUUCUGAUUGUCGGAGUUGCCAAGGAUUAUCAGCUCAAUCCUCGAAUCAGCAAUGGUGGAUAUCUUCACACGUACAAAAUCAGUCCGGAUGGCAAAAAACUGGAUCUCGUGCAUGAGACAGUUGUGGACGAGAUUCCACUCGCUAUUUGUCCCUACCAAGGCCGAAUUUUGGUUGGCGUUGGUCGAAUGUUGCGUCUCUAUGACAUGGGGAAGAAAAAAUUGUUGCGAAAGUGUGAAAACAAGCACAUUCCAAACGCGAUUGUUAGCAUAAAUGCUGUUGGUCAUCGGAUAUACGUGAGUGAUGUUCAGGAAUCUGUUUACGCUGUGAGAUACAAGAGACAAGAAAAUCAGCUGAUUGUGUUUGCGGAUGACACUCAUCCACGCUGGAUCACAACGACCUGUGUUCUGGAUUACGAUACCGUUGCGACUGCCGAUAAAUUUGGAAAUAUUGCUGUCAUAAGACUGGCGAGUGGCAUAAACGACGACGUGGAUGAGGAUCCAACUGGAAACAAGGCGUUGUGGGAUCGGGGACUGCUGAAUGGUGCAAGUCAAAAAGCGGACACGGUGGCCAGUUUCCAUGUCGGGGAAAUCGUAAUGUCCCUGCAGAAAGCGACUCUGAUUCCUGGUGGAUCGGAGAGUUUGGUCUACACAACCUUGAGUGGAACAGUCGGAGUUCUCGUGCCAUUCACCAGUCACGAGGAUCACGAAUUCUUCCAGACGCUGGAGAUGCACAUGCGCUCGGAGCAUCCGCCACUUUGCGGCCGGGACCAUCUCUCCUUCCGGUCGUAUCACUACCCGGUCAAGAAUGUCAUUGACGGCGAUCUCUGCGAACAAUUUAACUCGAUCGAGGCCGUAACCCAGAAGAGCAUUGCUCGCGAUUUGGACAAAACUUCGUCGGAAGUUUCAAAAAGGCUGGAAGACGUGCGCACCCGCUACGCCUUUUAAGGAUCGCACAGUGGUAUUCUUUGUUAGUUAAUACUGACAUGUAGGAGAACAAAAUUUUAGGACCUGAAGCCAUUCGAAAAAGAAAAUCGUUAUACUUACGAUUGAGAAAAUUGGAAAAGCGACGUGUAAGUGUGCAGUAUUUCGUAUCUUCUGAUAAUUUUUGUCUUUGUAAAUAAGUUUCUUAAUUUAAAUAAUUGUAUUCACUGGUAUCGAGUACUAAAGUUUCCAGUAGAGAUGUUUUUUUUUAUUGUAUCGUGAAGUGAUACAGUGAAUUUUGAAAGCAUGUAAUUUUGAAUGAUUGUCGACUAGAAAUUAGGAAUCUUGUAUUUAUUGCUAAGACGCGAACAAGGAAUAAAUUCGAAACUUUUUAAGAUUGCA